AUGAGACUAUAUAGUAAGAAAAAAAGGAAAUGUAAUAUUAAUUUCAUAGACAUAGAAUUGGAGGCUUUUAUAUUUGGAUGUUUCUUAUACAGCUGGAAUGAUAUAUUAACAAACAAUAUAAUAUAUAAAAAAUGUAAUAACAACAAAGAUGAGAAAAUAAAAAAUAAUAAUAAUAAUAAUAAUAAAAUAAAUUAUAACGUGGUUAAUAAUAAAAAGAAAAAAUUGACUACUUUAAAAAGUUCAGGAGUUAAUAAAAGGAAUUUCUCCUCUAUUAAAAAUAAUAAAAAGAAUAUAACUACAAACCAUAUUUUUUAUAAUUGUUCAGCAAAAAACAAAAUAAUAAAUAAAAGUAACUCAAAAAAUUAUGUAAAUUAUUGUAAUAAAUAUAAUGAACAUAUAUCUUGUAGUAUAAAUACAGAUUUUCAAAUUAAACAUAAUAUAGAUAUUAACGCAUUAAAUGACAAACUCUUAUAUUUUGUAAAAAUUAAUUUCUGUUUAAAUAAUAAAGACUUUAAUAUAUUUUGUAAUCUAUAUCAUUUUUAUAAGCAUAUUAAAGAAGAUAAAAAAAAUGAAGAAACCAAACUACUCAACAGCUUUUUUAAGCAUAAGGUUGUCAAAUGUGGAAAAAAGUUUAAAAAUGGUUGUACUAAUAAAGAGGAUAUAAAAGGACACUCACAAAAUGAGAAAAAUGAUAAUAUGUAUGAUGGUAUAGCUAAUAAAUGUGAUGAUCAUAAGUAUAAUAUACAUGAUUAUCAUAAGUAUGAUAAAUAUGACGAUCAUAAGUAUGAUAAAUAUGACGAUCAUAAGUAUAAUAAACAUGACGAUCAUAAGUAUGAUAAAUAUUACGAUCAUAAGUAUAAUAUACAUGAUGAUCAUAAGUAUGAUAAAUAUGAUGGUCAUAAGUAUAAUAUACAUGAUGAUCAUAAGUAUAAUAUAUAUGAUGAUCAUAAGUAUAAUAUACAUGAUGAUCAUAAGUAUAAUAUACACGAUGAUCAUAAGUAUAAUAUACAUGAUGAUCAUAAGUAUAAUAUACAUGAUGAUCAUAAGUAUAAUAUAAACGAUGAUCAUCUUACAUAUGAUAAACAUGAUAAUGUUUUAAAUGGACCAUAUAACAAUUCAUAUCAAGAAAGGGGAAAAUUACAUAGAAACUCCAAGAACAAUAAAAAUGUAAGAACAAAAAAACAUGUGAAUUGUUUUUUUUGUGAUAUAUAUAUAAAUAAAAACAAUUUUGAUGAUUCCACAAAAAUGGAAAAAUUUAUACAUUCAUGUAUGAACAAAGUAUAUGCUAAUAAAAAAUGCAAUUUGAUGAACAAAUGUAUUAUAAAUAUAAAAACGUUUGAUGAUAAUUUUAUUCAUUCAACUACUAUAGAACGUUUAUUUUGUUUUAUAUAUACACAUAUGGAUAAGAAUUUAAUUUUUUUUUGGUUUAAUUUUUUAAAAGUUUUAUUAAAUGUUACCAUAGAUAAACAUUUGAUGAUAAAAAUAUUUUUUUUCUUUUGUAAAAAAAAUUUUUUACUAUCUUCAUUUUUCCAUUCAGAAGAAAACAUAAUUAAUCAUGAAUUUUUUAGUAAAAAUCUGUCCAUAAAUAAACCAUCAAAUAAUUUUAUAUUAGAUAUCAUGAAACCAUACAAAUGUCAAAAUAUAACAAACCUUAUUUUAAAUAAUAAUUUUGUCUUAUUACAAAAUCUUCUAGAUUAUUUUUAUAUGAUAUGUUCUACUAGAAAUAUGAGCUUUUAUGAUAAUUUUUUUCUUAAUAUACAAAUGAUAAAUUUUAUAUAUCCUGUACAACUUAACGUUUUUCAUUUUUAUUAUAUGAAGCUAUACAAAAAAUUUAAUCAUCAAAGACAUUUAUAUCACGAAAGGAUUAAUUCUAAACCCAUUUUAUUUUACAGCAACACAAGUAACAUAAACAUAUUAAUGAAAAAGAAGAAACAAAAUAUAACGAAACAUAAUUAUAAUGAAAAAAAACAAAAGAAAACCAAAUUAAUACCAUCAUUAGAUAAUUCAGCGAUUCAUAAUUCUGAUAAAUCGAAAAACAUAUAUAUUAAUAACACAAAGGAAUUUACAAAUAAUUAUACAAAUUCCAUUUUAUCUAUUUCUAAAAAUAAUCUUAACAAUCAAAUGUCGUAUCUAAAUAACAAAAUGAUUACAAAUGAGGGAAAUUAUCAAAAUCAUGCAACUAGCCAUUCUCGAUAUAAUUAUGAAAAAAUAUAUACACGUUAUACUAAUUUCAUUAUUGGUAAAAAUUGUAAUAUGAUGAAUACACACUUCAAUCAUUUUAAUAUUACAUAUCUUAAUAAAAAAGGUAAAAUUAUAUAUAACCGUUUUAAUAUAAAAGGUUUUAUUACUGAACAGAUAAAUAAAUACUUUUAUAAGGAUUAUAAACCUAAUUAUAUAACAACAACAACAAAAAAAAAAAAAAAAAAAAAAAAAAUACCUGCACAAGUCAGGAAGCAAUAUAUUAAUCGCUAUUUCUAUGAACAGCUAUUUUCAAGAAAAGAAAAAUCAUUAAUAAAAAAUGUCGUUGCAUAUUUUAAAAGAACAUAUGAGAUUUUAAAUAAAUAUAUAGGGAUGAAUAGAUUAGAAAAGCAGAGUAACAUGUUUUACUUUUUAUUUGAUGCUUUACCAACAUUAAAAAGGAAAAGCAGCAUUAAGAAUAUAUUGGAGCCUUAUAUUUGUACGAUAUUUUCAAGUUAUGAAUUUAUGGAUAUAUAUAAUUUUAUUGAAAAUUUGAAGCGAUUAUAUACUUUAAAGAAUAAUAAAAAGGGGAACAACAGUAUACGUAUAAAAGAACAACAUCCGUGUUUAAGAUUUUUGAAUGAUUUACAAGGGUUAAAUUAUAUUUACAAUAAUUUAAGAGGUGAUUAUUUAAUGUUAAUGCAGAAUGUGUAUCAAGAGAUCAAAGGAGAAAAUAAUAAAAAGAUGAAUAAUAAUAAGUUUUAUGAUAAUAGUUUAAAGUAUAAUAUGUUGGAUAAUAAUACAUAUAAUGGUAAUAUUUUAAAUAAUAAUCAAAUAAUAAAAUGUAAUAAAAGUACGAUUCAUAAAUUAAUAAGGAAUGAAAAAACUGAUAUAUAUAAACAUGUGUCUAUAUACAAAUUUUCAUCAAACCUUAUAAAUAUACAACAUAAUUUAUUUAAUAUAUAUUUGGAAUGUAAUUUAUUAAAUAAAGCAUAUGAAUUGGUUAUGUCGGAUUUUGAUUUUUCUUUUUCAUUAACUGAAGAAAUAAUUUUCUUAUAUAAAAUAUAUUUAAUUGAAUUAAAAAAAAAAAACAUUUUGCAUUCUUUUGAAAUAUUAAAUAUAGCUUUUGAUAAAUGUUAUGUUUUGUUAAAAAAAUAUUUAUGUAAUCCAACAUCAUUUAAAUUAUUAUCAGUUAUUAGUAUUCAUUUCAGUCAUAUGUUAUUUAAUUAUCCUUAUUUAUCAAAAUUUCUAACUUUUCUUCCAUGUCAAAAAAUUAAAUUUAUUAAAAAUAAUAUACUCAUGAAUGAGAAUAUAAAAAUGGAGCAUUAUAAUAAUAUGUUCUACGAAAAGAAUUAUUUCAACUACUUUAAUAUGUAUGACAAUAAUAAUAAUAAUAAUAAUAACAACAACAACAACAACAACAACAACAACAACAACAAUAAUAAUAAUAAUAACAAUAGUAACAAUAGUAGUAAUAAAAAUAAUUAUUUAGAUGAUAAGAAUGUGAAAAAAAUUAACGAAAAUAAGGAGGACAAUCAUUAUUAUCAACCAAAGGAAUUUAUUAAUAAAAACAAUUUUAAUUUAUAUCCCACUUAUAUGGAACACACACAUAAUUAUUUACAACUUCUAGGAAAUAAAGAAAAAAAAAAGGGGGUUCAUGAUUAUUCUAAUCAUGUAAAUAAAGAACCUUAUAAUGAUAUAAGUAUGGAUUGUUACAAAUGUAUAAAUGCAGAUAAUUAUAAACACAUGGAUAUAGAUAAUUAUAAAUACAUGGAUAUAGAUAAUUAUAAACACAUGGAUGUAGAUAAUUACAAACACAUGGAUAUAGAUAAUUACAAACACAUGGAUGUAGAUAAUUACAAACACAUGGAUAUAGAUAAUUACAAACACAUGGAUAUAGAUAAUUACAAACACAUAGAUAUAGAUAAUUACAAACACAUAGAUAUAGAUAAUUACAAACAUAUAAAUAAAGAAAGUUAUAAUGAUACUUAUAAUUAUUAUAAAGAGUUACGGACAUGUAACACUUCUUAUAAUAAUAUACAAAGUGAUGACCAUUAUGAUAACAACCUUAAGAGGGUGGAUACAAAUAAUGAAGUUUUAUUAUUAUCAAAUGAUAUUUUAAAAUAUGAUAUAAGUAACGAUAAUAAUAUAGAUAAAAAUAAAACGAAUUCUUAUAAUGAUAUGAAAAAAAGAAAUGAUAGUACUUGUAAUGAUAACGAUAACAAUAAUGAUUACAUUAAUUUUCUUAAUAAUAAGAGUGAUUAUAAUUUUUUAAACAAAUAUGAUUAUUUUCAUAUGAAUAAAAUCUUAAAAGUCUUUAAUUUUAUUUUUAAUCUCUUAGAAUGUACACUUCAUAAUAAUGAUGUAUCUAUAUUUAAUUAUAACAAAGAUACUACAUAUACAUUCGACGAAAGGGUAUAUAAAAAUGAAUUGAUAUUAGACAAUAAUAAUAAUGAAAAUAAAAAUAUUACUAAUAUAAGGAAUUAUAUAAAAGAAAUUGUAUAUAAAAUUGAAUUAUAUUUUACUAGUAUAAAAAAUAAGUAUGUUCAACGUUUCGAAAAUAUUCAAGACAUACAAAAUAUGGAAAAUGCUGCAGAUGAACAAUAUGUAAAAAAUGUUGUUAAAGAUAUAGAUAGAAGUCGAUUUAGAAAUUUAUUACAUGACUCGAAAUUAAAUAAAUCAUUAAAAUAUAAUGAUCAAUAUAAUUCUUUUUUUUCUUUUGAAUUUUUAUAUUUAGCAUAUAUAUGUUCAAAUUCUUUCCCAGAUAAUAUUUCAAAAAAUUAUAAAAAUUUACUUUUUAAGAAUUUUAAUUUUAAUGAAAUAUGGCUAACGAGUCAUCAAAUAAAAAUCAAAAUAUUCAUAUCAUUAAUGUACAUGUCUUUAUAUGAAAUAAAUUCAAUGAACCUAGGGGAAUUUUUUAUUGAGAUAUUAAAAAUAAUACUACAACGCUUUUAUAAUAAUUUAGAUUACAAUGAUAUACAAAUUAUACAAUAUAUAUUUUUAAAUAUAUCUAAUGAUACAUUAUUUUCUUGCUAUAAUAUGAUUGAUGAUAUAAAAGAUAUAAUUAGAAAAAUUCCACAAAUAAGUAAUAAGGAGUUCUUUUAUGUAUAUAAUUUAUAUGAAACGAAAAACAUUUUACAGAAUUAUCAAAAUAAUUUAAACAAAGGAGACACAAAAGAUAAGUUUAUAAAUAGAUUAUUAAAUUAUUUAAUCAAAAAAAAAUAUGAAAUAGAAAAUAAAAAACAACAUUUAAAAGAAAUACACAAUAUUGUGAAUAAUGAUAUAAAUGAAAAGAAGAAACUAUGUAAUACGUUAGGUACAAAUGGUACCAUAAAUAAUAAUAUGACUAAUAAAAUGGAUGAAUAUAUUUUAAAGGAUCAUAUGCAUGAUAUAUCAAAUGACUCAUAUGAUAAACAAUGGAAAGAAACCAUGUUACAAGUUGAUAUAUUAAAAGAAAAACAAAUUAUUAUACAUAAUCAAACUAAGGAUACUACUAAUUUAUAUAUGCAGGAUAAUAUUUUAUAUGACAAUUUGAGUGAACAUGUUUAUGCAAAUCAGACGUAUAAAGAGUUCAAAGAUUUAAAACAUUUAAAAGAGCUCGAACAAUUCGAACAAUUCGAACAAUUCGAACAAUACGAAGAAUUCGAAGAAUUCGAAGAGCUUUUUCCAAAUAAUAACACAUACACUUUUGAUUUUUUCUUGACUGAAAAAUGUUUAGAAAAAAAUGACUUUGUGUUUUUUAAAAAAUGUAAUAAGGGAAAACAUCAAAAUAAUUAUUCUGAUCAGCAUCCUUGUGGAAGCUCCUUUUUUUUCAACAUGUUGAAUCAUUUGAAAGAAUGUGAUACGGAUGGGAAGAAAAAGAAGAAAAAAAAAAAAUUAAAAAUGAAAGGAGAAAAAAAAUUAAAAAUGAAAGAAGAAAAAAAAUUAAUAAUGGAAGGAGAAAAAAAAUUAAAAAUGAAAGAAAAAAAAAAAUUAAAAAUGAAAGAAAAAAACAAAUUGAAUAUGAAGGAAGAAAAAAAAUUAAAAAUGAAAGAAGAAAAAAAAUUAAAAAUGAAAGAAAAAAAACAAAACAAAACAUUAGAUGAACACAUCGUGACAACAAAAAAAAAUAAAUAUUUACCAAAUGUAGAUGAUGACAUAAAUAAAAAAUACAAAUUAAUAUGGAAUUAUUUUAAAAUAAAUAAAGAAAUAUAUAUAGACAACUUUAUUGAUGAAAAGGUAGAAUCCAUUAUAAACAUCCAAAAAUAUGGAUAUAAAUUAAAUUAUUAUGAAAAUACCAAAGUAGAAUAUUAUCAACAUUAUAGUUUUCAAAAACAUUUUAACAUACCAGAGGAAAUAUCAGAAACAUAUUCCGUUUUAAUUGCCUUAAACCGAAGUAUAAGAGAUAAUAAUUUUUUUUUAUCUUUUGAAAAUAAUAAUUAUGUAAACACAUGCUUGAAUUUAUUAUAUAUUAUAGAUUUGUAUAUGGAAUUUAAAUCGAAUAUAUUUAACAAACCAUUUUAUUUUAUUAAAAAUUUAAUAAUAAUGUGUGCAAAUAUAAGCUUUUCUAAAGAAUUAACUAUUAUAUAUAUUAAUGCCCUUAUACGAUUUUGUUUAUUUGAACUAAGAAUGGAUAAUUUGUUCAUUUCAGCCAAUAUACUUAUUGAAAUAUUAAACAAUUUCGAAAAAAUUAAAAAUUAUAAAAACUUACUAGGAAUCAUUUUUUACCUGUGUGGGUAUAUUUUAUUACAGCACCUCGAUUAUAAUAGCCAAGAACAAUGUUAUGAAGAGAACAAAAACGCCUUGAUAGACGAAUAUAAUUAUUAUGUGCUUAUGAAAAAGAAUUAUAUUAACACAUUUCAAAAAAUAAAGAUGGAAAAAAGCAACUUGAAAAAAGAAGCUUCUAAUAAUAAAAAAAAAAAAAAUUAUUUCGACCAAUUUUUAAAGCAUAGUAGCACUGAAUUGUAUAAUUUAAAUAAUACACCAUUAUUUUUUCAAGAAAAUGGAAAAAAUACUUUCAGUAGUAAAAAGGAAAAAGUAAAAGACAAAAUGAUGGAUCAUUAUGCAAAGGGGAAAUUAAAUGGACAUUUAAAUGGACAUUUAAACGAACAUUUAAACGAACAUUUAAACGAAAAUUUAGAUGAACAUUUAAACGAACAUUUAAACGAACAUUUAAACGAACAUUUAGAUGAACAUUUAAACGAACAUUUAAACGAACAUUUAAACGAACAUUUAGAUGAACAUUCCUAUUCAAAUCAGCCGAGUAAUAAGAACAAUUCCAACUUAGGUACAUAUAUAUAUCUACAGAAUGUGGAUAUGGAAGACUGUAUAAAAAAGAAUAAUGAGAAUUGCUAUUUAAGAACGAAGGGUGUAGAGAAAAUUACAGAUGAUUUCUCUAUGAAUGAAAAAAAAAAUAAUACAUUUGUAAAGAAGAAAAGUGGACGUAAAUUAAUUCCUUUAAUAAAGAACCAAAUAAAAAUAACUGAUUAUUUUUCGAAUAUAAAAAAUGAAAAAUCUUAUGAUAUGUCUUAUGACAAUAUGUAUGUAUCAGAUAACAUUCGAAUGAAUAAUGCAUCCUAUAUGCAUGUUAAUAAAAAGAGAAAAAAAAGUAGUUAUAUAUUAUGUGAAGACGCAAUUUUAGAUAAAAAACCAUAUUAUUCAGAAAAAAGUACAAGUACCAAAAGGAAUGAAUAUCCUUACCUGUAUGAUGAAAUAAAUAAGAAACAGUUUUUUUUAUUUUUAAUUUGUUUCUAUAUAAAUCAGGCUUUAUAUUAUUGGUCAAAUGAUGGAGAUGCCAUUGGAAUAGCGAAUGGAGUUCAACAGAAAAAAAGGAUAAACGAUUCUUUUUUUUUUCUCAUGUCGUCUUAUAAAUAUUUUUAUAAGUCUUCUUUAUAUUUAUCAAAACAAAUCAAUAUACACGAAUAUAAAUCUCCUUUUUUUAAUUACUCAUUAUUUAAUACAUAUUAUCAAUUUUAUAUAUAUUACAAGACUAUAUUUAUGAAAUGUAAUAAUGAAAAUAUAAUAAAUUUGGUCAAAUAUAAUAAUUAUUAUUAG
Messenger RNA from Plasmodium reichenowi, 8211 nucleotides. RefSeq lists its product as hypothetical. Lineage: Eukaryota; Apicomplexa; Aconoidasida; Haemosporida; Plasmodiidae. The transcript has a single exon. Gene Ontology annotation, cellular component: NuA4 histone acetyltransferase complex. The record is from RefSeq and is a predicted model, not a curated record. Bases 1 to 8211 code for a protein of 2736 amino acids. Gene Ontology annotation, molecular function: histone binding. Gene Ontology annotation, biological process: regulation of transcription by RNA polymerase II; chromatin remodeling.